Molecule: messenger RNA, 1969 nt
Organism: Cajanus cajan (pigeon pea)
Lineage: Eukaryota; Viridiplantae; Streptophyta; Magnoliopsida; Fabales; Fabaceae
Source: RefSeq, a predicted model, not a curated record
AGAAAAAAAAAAGGCAGCGUCUAAGUGAGAGAGAGAGUGCGCGAAACCGAACCGAACCGAAGCAAAGCAAAUCAUCAUAUCAUAUCUGUCACUGCAAUUAUAUCUUAAUCUUUUCCCUUUUCUCUUUGGCUCCGCUCCUUUCUCUGAGUUCAACAGGCUCAUUAUAUCGUGUUUUCAAUGUCCAUCGGAUCGGACCGAAGCCUCCUAUCACCACGAUGCCAUCAUUAUUUGAUGGAUCACCGCGUGGAACGAAUUCAAUUGUGAAAUCAUUUUCCUGUCCUGCAGUUCAGGAAUUUGUGAUAUCACUUUGGUGUUGUUCAAGAAGCCUUUGCUGUUUAUGUAUCUAUUAUAUUUCCAGCUCUUUGCCUAUGGGAACUAAAUCGGUUGUGGAUUUAAUGGAGUCUACAUCCGAGGUUCAUUUUUCUGGAUUUCACAUGGAUGGCUUAGAGCGAAGAAAGUCUGGCACCGAUCAACCAACCACUUCAGCAACUGACGUGUAUAAACAACCUUUUGUCAUAGGUGUUGCUGGUGGAUCAGCAUCCGGUAAGACAUCAGUUUGUGAUAUGAUUAUUCAACAGCUUCAUGAUCAACGAGUUGUACUUGUUAAUCAGGAUUCUUUUUACCAUAAUUUGACUGAGGAGGAACUUUCAAGAGUACAAGAUUACAACUUUGACCAUCCUGAAGCUUUUGAUACUGAGCAAUUGCUACGCGUCAUGGACAAGUUGAAGCGUGGCCAAGCAGUAGAUAUUCCGAAGUAUGACUUUAAGGGUUACAAGAGUGAUGUUUUUCCAGCAAGACGGGUAAACCCAGCGGAUGUUAUAAUUUUGGAAGGUAUCCUUGUUUUCCAUGAUCCACGAGUGCGGGCAUUGAUGAAUAUGAAGAUAUUUGUCGACACAGAUGCUGAUGUUCGUCUGGCUAGAAGAAUUAAGCGUGAUACUGCUGACAAUGCUCGUGAUAUUGGAACUGUGCUAGAUCAGUAUUCUAAAUAUGUGAAGCCGGCUUUUGACGACUUUAUUCUUCCCACCAAGAAAUAUGCUGAUAUCAUUAUACCCCGUGGAGGAGAUAAUCACGUGGCAAUUGAUUUGAUUGUACAGCAUAUUCGCACGAAGCUUGGUCAACAUGACUUGUGUAAAAUAUAUCCUAACUUAUAUGUCAUUCAAUCUACUUUUCAGAUACGGGGUAUGCAUACCCUGGUUGUAGAACACGGCCUAGGGCAUCUUCCAUUUACAGAAAAGCAAGUAACCACUUCAACUGGAUCGGUGUAUAGUGGUGUGGACUUCUGUAAGAGGUUGUGUGGCGUCUCCAUCAUUCGAAGCGGGGAGAGUAUGGAAAAUGCUUUACGAGCAUGCUGCAAAGGUAUCAAGAUUGGGAAAAUUCUUAUUCAUAGAGAAGGUGACAAUGGUCAACAGCUAAUAUAUGAGAAGUUGCCCAGUGAUAUCUCAGAAAGGCAUGUAUUACUGUUGGAUCCUAUCUUAGGAACAGGUAAUUCGGCUGUUCAAGCAAUUUCUUUACUUUUAAAGAAGGGGGUCCCAGAGUCUAACAUUAUAUUUCUCAAUCUCAUAUCAGCACCUCAAGGAGUUCAUGUGGUCUGCAAAAGCUUUCCCAGAAUAAAAAUCGUGACAUCUGAGAUUGACAUCGGAUUGAAUGACGAUUUCCGUGUCGUACCAGGCAUGGGCGAGUUUGGGGAUAGGUACUUUGGAACGGACGAUGAUGACCAGCAGGUGGUGACCCCUUCAAAGUAGUUAUACUUUGGCCAAAUCCACAAUAUUUUUUGGUUGAUCAUUAUUAAUGAGAUUAUCACUGCAAAAGGGCUAAGAUUUGCCGAAUUAAGGAUAUUGGGCUGAGUUAUAGUUCUAAAUCAAUUUUGAUCAUAAUCCUUUUGUUUUGUUUUACAAACAGACGCAUACUCGGAAUAUUCCAAUGCAAAUUUUGUGUUACCUUUUAUUUUAUACCAGAAUUUUUCUUCUGA